CAGACUGAUAGAGGUGAGGAGGGUUACACAGGAGAGACAAGCCGGUUCAGAGCGACUGGGUUCAUCCGAGAGAAGGAAGGAGAAGACACACAGGGAUACAGACAGAAAACCCAGCGACCCGUUCCAACAAACUCCUACCUGGCUAUGACUGACGUCCUCCCCGACAGCCAUGCCAGAACUCCAGAGCCAGAGCUCCGCCUGGUCCUCCUAGGGACCAUCGGCUGUGGCAAGACCCUGUCAGGAGACACCCUCCUGGGCCAGUCCUCCUCCGGCUCUCCUUCCUCCUCUGGUUCUUCGCCCAGGCUUUGCCAGCUGAGGCCUGGGGCCUCCGAGGGCCGGAGGUUGACUGUGGUGGAGGCCCCUCGCUGGUACUGGAGCGGGGGCCACAUGGAGGCUGGGGUGAGGAAGGAGACAGAGAGGGCACUUGAGCUGGCUGCCCCGGGGCCACACGCCUUCCUGCUGCUGGUUCCUGUCGGCCAGUUCACCGAGGUGGAGCACAGAGUGCCCGCUGAGCUGGAGGAGGUGUUUGGGGAGGGGGUGUUGAAACACACCCUGGUACUGUUCACCUGUGGAGACUACCUGAUGGGCCAGGGGGCGGGACAGUACCUGGAGGGAGAGGACCCUGGGCUCAGGGAGGUGAUUGACAGGUGUGGGGGCCAAUACCACGUCCUCAACAACCGCCGACCGCAGGACAGGGAGCAGGUCAGGGAGCUGCUGGAGAAGGUGGAGAACAUGGUACAAAAGAACAGAGGAUGCUACAUACGACAAAACACCCUGCAGAGAGAGAUGGAAGAACAAGCGAGGGGGAGAGAGAGGGAACUGAAGGAGAAGGUGGAAGAACAAGCGAGGGAGAGAGAGAGGGAACUGAAGAGGUACAAAGUGAAGGAGGAGAAAGAGACUGUGCUGGAAUCUAGACAUGUCACAAACACAGAGACACCCAGAUAUUGUGGAAGCCGGAAAAGAGAGGUUACACCUAACUCUGCUAUAGAGAGGAGAAGAGAGGAAGAGAGGGAAGAGAUCAAGAGAGGGGAAGAGAGUGAGGAGAUGGAAAACUGGAAGGAAGAGAUGGAGAAGAUAAAGAAAGAGAGGGAUGAGAUAAUGAAGAGCAGGAAAGAGAAGGAAGAGAUGGAGAGAAAAAUAGAGGAAGAGUGGGAGAAGAGAAGAAAAUAUGAGAUGGAGAAGAGAAGGGGGAGAGAGAGGGAACUGAAAGAGAAGGUGGAAGAACAAGCGAGGGAGAGAGAGAGGGAACUGAAGGAGAAGGUGGAAGAACAAGCGAGGGAGAGAGAGAGGGAAAUGAAGGAGAAGGUGGAAGAACAAGCGAGGGGGAGAGAGAGGGAACUGAAGGAGAAGGUGGAAGAACAAGCGAGGGGGAGAGAGAGGGAACUGAAGGAGAAGGUGGAAGAACAAGCGAGGGAGAGAGAGAGGGAAAUGAAGGAGAAGGUGGAAGAACAAGCGAGGGGGAGAGAGAGGGAACUGAAGGAGAAGGUGGAAGAACAAGCGAGGGGGAGAGAGAGGGAACUGAAGGAGAAGGUGGAAGAACAAGCGAGGGGGAGAGAGAGGGAACUGAAGGAGAAGGUGGAAGAACAAGCGAGGGGGAGAGAGAGGGAACUGAAGGAGAAGGUGGAAGAACAAGCGAGGGGGAGAGAGAGGGAACUGAAGGAGAAGGUGGAAGAACAAGCGAGGGGGAGAGAGAGGGAACUGGAAUCUAGACACGUCACCAACACAGAGACACGCAGAUAUUGGGGAAACAGGAAAAGAGAGGUUACACCUAACUCUGCUAUAGAGAGGAGAAGAGAGGAAGAGAGGGAAGAGAUCAAGAGGAGAAGGGAAGAGAUGGAGAGGAAAAGAGAAGAAGAGAUUGAGAGGAGAAGAAGGGAAGAUAUGGAAGAGAAAGUGACUGUGAAACCCUUGGUUAACUGUCUUCAAUCAACACCAACACAACAGCAGCAGCCAAAAAAGCCCCAGAAUGGUGGUCCAGCACUGUUCACAAGGAUCCCUAGUUUCCAUCUGACUGAAGAGGGCGCUAUACUCUCACAGCUGUCCGAACUCGAAGCAAAACCAGCCCAGAAAGUUGUUAAUACCUUCUGCCACAGAAUCAACAGCAUUGGAGAGAAGACAACCACCUCCUCCUCCUCCUACACCUCCUCCUCCUCCUCCCAGUCAGAGUUGCGUGUGGUUCUGCUGGGUAGGUCAGGGUCAGGGAAGAGUGCAGCAGGUAAUAUCAUACUGGGGCGGGAGGAGUUUGUGUCUCGACCAGACAUUACCACAGCCGUCACUCAGGACUGUCAGAAGAGCAGGGCCCUCGUUGCCGGGAGACGGGUGGCAGUGGUGGACACUCCAGACUGGUUCCGCUCCGAGCACCCUCCCAAUGUGGUCCGUUCCCAGCUGUCGUCCUGUGUGGCCCUCUCGGCCCCUGGCCCCCACGCCUUCAUCCUCUGUGUCCCCGUGGACCAACCAGCCCAGGCAGAGCUACAGGCUCUAGGGGCCCUAGAGAAAGUCUUUGGUCCUGGGGCGGUCCGGACCCACACCCUGGUCCUCUUCACUCACUCCGAUCGGUUGAAGGAGAGCGGGAAAGUGGGAGUGGAAGGAGUGGAGAAGUAUAUCUCCAGCCAGAGGAGAGAUUUGUUGGAGUUGGUUAAACGAUGUGGGGAUCGGUAUCAUGUGAUGGAGAGAGGGAGCGGAGGAAAAGAGGAGGAGGAGAGGAAGAGGAGGAGUGUGGGGGAGUUAUUGGAGAAGGUGGAGCAGACAGUGAGAGAGGGAGGAGGAGAGUGUUUCUCCUGUCCGCUCUUCCAGGAGGCGGAGGAUAGGGUGAGACAGAGACAGGAAGAGAUAGUGAGGGAGAGGAGGGGAAGAGGAGAGGAGGUGAAGAGACACGCGCUUCAUUCCUACUCCAUGCAGCCCUUGAGAGAGACAGAGGAAGAUGUGGAUGAGGAGGAGAACGAGAGAACGAGAGAGGAGGCGGAGAAGAGUGUGAGCGCCCUGGAAUUGGAAAAUCUUCCCUCGCUCUCGUCCUCUUCUGCAUGGUAUUCGUCGCUCCUUCGCUCGGUGUGGGAGAAGGUGGGGGCGGGAGCGAGUAAGGUCCCCAAGCUGACGGCUGGAGGUGCGCUGCUGGGUGGGGUGGUGGGCGUGUUCUUUGGAGGGCCCAUAGGGGGAGCUAUAGGGGCCACUGCUGGAUCUGUGGCCACUGAGGUGGGGAGAAGGAGGUUUAGCCAGACAAAGAACUCAGCAGAAGAGACAGAUGCCACAGGGAGAAUAGAAGGAGAAAUCUUGGACAAGGUGUUGAAAACCGAGUGAGAGAGUCAGAUCCACACACGUUGAUAUGGAUGUACAGUACAGCAUUUUAUGAGAGAUUAGAGGUUUCUACCUAUGAUAUAUAUCCACAGGUGAUUGCCUGUGACCGUGCAGACGUUGUACAUAUCUGUGAUUAUAAACUGGGUUGGUCGAGCCCUGAAUGAUGAUUGGUUGACAGCCGUGGUAUAUCAGACAGUAUACCACGGGUAUGACAAACAUUUCUUUUUACUGCUCUAAUUAUGUUGGUAACCAGUUGAUAAUAGCGAUAAGGCACCUCGGGGGUUUGUGAUAUAUGGCCAAUAUACCAUGGCUAUAUACUACGUUGCAUCGUGCCUAAGAACAGCCCUUAGCCGUGGUAUAUUUUCCAUAUACCACACCCCCUCGGGCCUUAUUGCUUAAAAAUAAUGCUGGUAAUAUUGUAUAUCUGUGAACAUAAUGUUGGUAACAUUGUACAACAUAUACUGAUGUGUAAGUUGUUUUGCGGCAAAUACCGGUUCUCAUUGACUGCUUCAAUGUUUUGUUGUAUUUCUUUUCCAGCUAUUACAAUUAUGACUUGUUAAAUAACUCACAUGUGCUACAUCAUUAUUAUUCAAAUUACAUUCAACAUGGUUUCUUUAAAUGUUAAACUACUAUUGUGCAUAUAGUUAAUCCGUUUCUUAAUGCUAAUAAAACACAUUGCAUGAUAAUAUCAUUCAGUUGGGUUUGAAGGCCUACAAUAUGUAAAGUUGGUCCUGCAAAUAUGUAAUAAAACCCAGAGGGGAGGCAGAGGCAAGGGGGUAUUAUCUCCAUGUCCCAGACUGCUUUGCCUCACCCUCCAGGCCUCUUGUAUCAGUAGGACUGGAUAGAGCAGGUCUAGGACACCAGCCCCUACCUCACCAACCACCUCUCCUCUGUGUGAUCUGAUCCUCAGGGGCAUCCGUAGUUCACCCUACAAGCUCUCACAGUCUCACGUCAGAAUUAGACGUUCAUCCAUGUUUCUCAAACGUCAAAUUUCAAAGUGUUUGAGGUUGAGUUUAGGCGUUAACUCCAAAUUCUUAUGGUUAGGCAUUCAUCCUGAAUGGUUCAUGCAACGAUUAAGGUUUGGCAUAGGAUUAAAACAAAAUAUCAAAAACAACUUUA
Messenger RNA from Oncorhynchus mykiss (rainbow trout), 4410 nucleotides. The record is from RefSeq and is a predicted model, not a curated record. Lineage: Eukaryota; Metazoa; Chordata; Actinopteri; Salmoniformes; Salmonidae.